GAAAGUUACCCCUCCAACGCCGAUCACAUACGUUUUUGAGUUCAAUUUUCAAUUUUCGGCGCCAUCCCAAUCGCAUGUUAAAUUUUGAAUCUCUCUAAUCGCGAAAGAAAAAACUUUUCGACUCUUCAACAUGGCACGUCUAUACUUUCUGCUCCUAACAUUAUUGACAUAUCGAGGUGCCAUUGCGCCUGCUAUUUCAUCACUUCCAGGACAAAAUAUUGAUAUGGUCAAUGCAAGCAUUGAAACUGCAUUCCAUGAUAUCAAGCAAUCACACCAGCCAGGAACAAAAACUUCAUCAAAAAUUCUAGAGGCCAAAGGUUACUCUUCUCGGGAUGGAUCCCCUCUCGCAAUUUUCCUGCCACAGUUCGCAUCAGCGGAAGAAAUUCCGCGUACCCCAGAUGAAUUGAAAAACUACUACAUUCCGCUAAAAAAUUAUUAUGAAGAUUAUGCCGGUCACCACCCAGUUCCUCCUCUCUUGAAGAAAGGACCUUAUGUCACUCAACAUCGCAUCCCUCCCGGCUAUGUGCCGCUCUUCCGGUAUGUCGGUAAAUAUAGAGGCUACUACGCCCCCUGGGAGCUACUGUGGUGGCUUCCAGAGGAUCAUGAGUUCAUCCGAGAUUAUCGCCAAAACUUAAGGGGCCAAAUUUUGGUUGAUGAAUUGGAUCCCGAACUAAAGAAAGAAGGUAUAAACCUCCCAGCAGAUGGGGCCUUCGACGUUCACGUUUACGAACCGUGAUUAUAAACUAUGGUUAAAUGGCGAAAAAGGAGAAAUUGAGAAAGACGACAAUGGGAAGGGAUCCGGAAAUCAAACGGCCAAGUAAUACGAUCACAAAAAAAGACAAUGAAGAUAAAUAAAACGAGUGAGGGAAAUAUUGAAAACUUUUCCAAAGCUCCAUAAAUGGAUCCUAGGAAAUGAGAAUUUUGGCUAGGAAAAGAAAACAGGGAUAGAAGAAGCUACCUUUUGGGUUUAGCAACAUUCAAAGACCGAUUGUUACAUAAUAUUUCCUCAUUGCAUCUCAGCAAAGCAAAAAUGUUCUGAAUAAUCUAUUUCUUUCUCUCAAAAAAUAAAAAAAUGUUAGGGUUGAGAGUUGAAAGAUUUCAUUAGAUCUGUUCAGAAAAAAAAAACCUUCUGUUGAUCAAGUGUUAAGGAUAUGAUUCUGAAACCUGUUUAAUGGUUCAAGAAAAUAAAAGGUAUCCAAGUUAUUAAUUGAA
Messenger RNA from Puccinia graminis f. sp. tritici CRL 75-36-700-3, 1212 nucleotides. RefSeq lists its product as uncharacterized. The coding region runs from base 131 to 736 and encodes 201 amino acids. The transcript has 5 exons. The record is from RefSeq and is a predicted model, not a curated record. NCBI's taxonomy places the organism in Eukaryota, Fungi, Basidiomycota, Pucciniomycetes, Pucciniales, Pucciniaceae.